Argiope bruennichi is the source of this 2592-nucleotide messenger RNA. RefSeq names its product RAD50-interacting protein 1-like (gene Rint1). Lineage: Eukaryota; Metazoa; Arthropoda; Arachnida; Araneae; Araneidae. Gene Ontology annotation, cellular component: Dsl1/NZR complex. The coding region runs from base 243 to 2486 and encodes 747 amino acids. The record is from RefSeq and is a predicted model, not a curated record. Gene Ontology annotation, biological process: endoplasmic reticulum to Golgi vesicle-mediated transport; retrograde vesicle-mediated transport, Golgi to endoplasmic reticulum; regulation of ER to Golgi vesicle-mediated transport. The transcript has 14 exons.
CGUCACGUGACCAACUAUAAAAAAAAAAUUCGAUACUUUUUUCCAUAUUGUCAUGUUAGAAUAAUAUUUUGAAUGUAUCACGAAAAAAUUUGUUUAACAAAAUUAUGAGGUGGAUACCAUCAUGGGUUUUCAAAUAAAAAACAAUGAGAAUUCCAUGACAUUAUGGCAAGUCAUUUUUUUUCCUUUGAUAAACGUACUCAUGUUUGUAACUGAGGAAUGUGAAAUGAAAGAAAAAUGUAAACAUGGAUUCUCCGGACGUAUCAUCGAUGGAUGUGAUUGAGUUUUUUAAUGCAGAAUUUGGGACGGAACUGCCAGAUAAAAACAAAUUACAAGAAGUUCUCAAUCGUAUUACUAAAUAUGAAGAAGAACUUGAACAUGAGGUCAAUCCACAAAAUGCAGAUCCUGCACAUGUCAAUAGUUUUAUCAAGAAUGCUGAAAAUGCAGUUGACAGAGUUAGAGAUCUGUCCGAAAAAUGUGAACAAUUGAGGAUUUCAGCAGAAUCUGAACUGGUCAACAUGCAACCCAUCAGAGAGCAUUUUUCUUCAAAAGUUAAAGAAUUAAAGGAAGCUGAAGCUCUUUAUGGUUAUUUUCAAUGGAUUUUGAAAGUGGAAAUGGAAAAUGAAGUCAUGGAAGAAUCUUUGAAAAGUAACCAAGCAAAUCAAAUCCUUGAAACAUAUUCAAAAUUUAAAGAUUACUGGGAGCAAGUAAGAACUUCUGGUUGUAAAAAUCUAGUCACAUAUGUGACGAAAACAAUGAUAUAUUGGCAUGAUGUUUUAAGGGAGAAAUUUGGAAGUGAAUUUCAAAAGAUUCUUGGAAAUCUAUAUUGGCCUGUUUCUUCUACAAAUUUAACUGUUUUACCAAGCCAGUCUAGUGAUGCUUUAAUGAAAUUCAAUCAGCUUUUCCUGUCGCUGUGUAAAAUAGCACUUCCAGAUACUUAUAUCAAAACUCAGGAUAUAAAAGAAGAUGCUGAAGUUUCUACUCUUCUUCUUCCUCUCCAACUUAUGUUACAGCCUUUACAAAAGCGAUUUGUAUUUCAUUUCAUGGGGAAGAAACCAACUAACAGACUUGAUAAGCCAGAGUGGUACAUGACUCAAAUACUCACCUGGAUUGCAGAUCAUACUCCAUUUUUAGAGAAGACAGUAGAGCCCUUAUUAGAAAAGGAAAAACUUUCACGCUUCAGUGCUCGGGUACAAAUGAUGAGAGGAUUGGUUCAUUUGGCUAUAACUCGUUUUAAAGCAGAUCUUCCAAAAUUACUUGAUGAUGAUAAAUUACUUAGCCAUACAAUUGAUGAAAUUUUGCUUUUUUCCCAAGAACUUCUAAAUCAAGGCUAUCCACCAUCUUAUCCAAAUUUGAUGCAAAUAUUAUCUUCUGAACCUUGUUUCACUAGAUGGCGAUUAUUAGAGCAUCAAAGUGCAUUGGAAAAAAUGGAUAAGUUUUUAAGUCUUGAAACUGCAUGGAAAUCUCGAUAUCAAGAAGAAAGUGAUAUUGAUGAUAUGCAUGUACCUGAAAGUGCUGAACUUUUUAUUACACUUCUUCUCACUAUGACUGAAAGAUACUGCAAUGCAACUGAUAAAGAUUGCCAAGUUUCUUUUCUGGAAUUGCAGCUAGAACUUCUUGAUGAUUUUCGCCUUCGAUUACAUCAGUUAUCUCAGUGCCAAAUGCAAGAAACUAUCCCAUUUAACUAUUGUGGAAUAAUGAAUGCUAUUCAUUACAUAACAAGUGUUCUUGAAGAAUGGAAUAAUUUGCCUUUCUUCCUGCAUUUGUAUUCAUAUAAAAAAAGAAAAAGUUUGUGUGAUUCUCUUCUAAAAGAUAAUGAAAAACAUUUAGCUGCUAUUAAGAAAAAGGAAACAAAAUCAUCAAUGAAUGCUGAAGAUUUAGAGUCAUCAGUUUUUGAUGAAAUCAUUGCUUACUUUCAACAUAUGCAAAAUGAUCUGCUUCAAACGAUGUGUGACAGAGUAAUGCUGGAUAUUAAAGCAAAAAGCAGACCUUUUAGGAAAGAAAAGUGGUUUUGCAUGCCAGUUAUUGAAGAUAAAAAACUAAUGGAGCUUUCUCUUUCUGCAUAUCCUAUGCUGGAAGUCAUUAAUAACAGUUUACAUAGUCUACAAGAACUUUUAGCCAAACCUCUUUUUACUAAAAUGUGGCAGCAGAUUGCAAUGGAAUUGAAUAUUUAUAUUUUUGAAGAAGUGAUUCUUCAAAACAGUUUUAGCGAAGGAGGUGCUGCUCAGUUGCAUUUUGAUAUGACUCGUAAUUUAUUUCCAAUAUUUGGAAUGUAUACUACAAAGCCUGAAAAUUAUUUUAAAUUGAUAAAGGAUUCGUGCAUUUUAUUGAAUUUAAGUAGUGCACCAGCCAUGUUGUUGAAAGAAACUUUAAAACACCAGGAAGGCUUUAAUUCGAAAAACAGUGCUCUUGGGGAAUUGGGUGUGCACAGUUUGUCACCAUCUCAAGCAUUAAUAAUACUCUCGCAAAGGAACCAUACAAAAUUAUGAUACUUUGGAGAUCUACUAAAUUAAUAUAAUUGUAUUGCAUUUUGUAUAUAACAAGGUAUAAAAUAUUUGUUAUUUUUCUAAUUAAAGUUUUAAUUUAAAAUUUUAA